CCUAUUUCUGCGCAUUCUAACUGUGCUGGUGGAUCGCCUUCGCCUUCUGCUCCCGAUCUCUCCGCCCGUCUCGCGGCCCGCCUGCUGCCGUUCGCCGGACUCGGUCUGCUCCAGCCGUCCCCCUUCCUAUUGUGGCGUGGUCACCUUGCUCCACCGCAGGCCAGUCGCAGCAUCCAGUUUCCCUAGUUCAGCAUCCUCAAAGUUGGCCCUCUUCUCCUCGACGACAGUUCUUCUAGAACUCUGAGGCAGGAGAAUUAGGGUAUCGUUCCAUCAAAAUCAAUGAAUUUCUGCUAAAUGAGAUUUGGUGUAACAAUGGUUGAUGGCUAUGAGAUUUUCUAUACUGACCCUUAUAAUUCUGUUCCUUUCUAUCUGUUCUUCAGAUCGGACAAUAAAACUUUCUACCACAUUUUUGCAUCCUGUAAGCAGAGGGAAGAAGAGCAGUCGUAUCAGCAGCUUAAACAAUUCCAAGUAAAAUGGUGGAUGCAUGGUGGUCAUUACUAGGGGCUGCAAUUCCAGCAAUCAUAGCAGGUCAAGCCAUCAGAGCCAGAAGACGAUAUGCUGAAGAACAAAGGCUCAAGAAUGCUCGCGGGCGUGAAAAGAACUCCGACGAAAUCUUUGUGUGCGAGAGAGUUUGUACUUCUAAGAGAAUGUUGAAGAAGGUGGGUGCAUUUUCAAAGGAUCCGAUCCUCGACACCUGUGUCACCGUUUGUGGUGUUUCAGAACUUGAUGCCUGCGCUGAUGCCUGCGCACGGACUGUUUGUGUUAACCAACACCAGGUGCCCAAUUGGAAUGACAUCUGCAUGAAAAGGUGCCAAAGUGAAUGCCUCAGGCUAUCUGCAUCUUCAACUUAAAUUGUGCAUCUCGACCGGAAUAAAAGCGGUUAUCGGAUUUUAUCUGCAUUAGUAGUUUGCAGCAUUUUUUUUGGUUUGAAAUAUUGCCCGCAAAAACUGUGAGAUACUUGCCCCUUCGUUUGGUAUGUAUUUUGAAACAAACGAGUUUGUCAAGAGCAUGAACUUUGAGUAAUGUCAAUAUACUAGUUUUUUGCUCGAGUCUA
Molecule: messenger RNA, 1054 nt
Organism: Zingiber officinale
Lineage: Eukaryota; Viridiplantae; Streptophyta; Magnoliopsida; Zingiberales; Zingiberaceae
Exons: 4
Coding region: 474-851 (125 amino acids)
Source: RefSeq, a predicted model, not a curated record